AUGUCGGUUCCUCCUAUUUCUCAAGAUGCGUUGGACUUGAUCGGAAACACUCCAUUGAUCAAGUUGAACAAAAUUCCUCAGUCCUUGGGCAUCAAGGCCCAGGUUUACGCCAAGGUUGAGCUUUUCAACCUGGGUGGUUCUAUUAAAGAUAGAAUUGCCAAAAACAUGGUUUUGGAGGCAGAAAAGACCGGCAGAAUCAAGCCUGGUUACACCCUUAUUGAGCCCACCUCUGGUAACACUGGUAUUGGUUUGGCCUUGGUCGGUGCUGUGAAGGGCUACAGAACCAUCAUUACUUUGCCAGAGAAGAUGUCAAACGAGAAGGUGUCUGUGUUGAAGGCCUUGGGUGCUGAGAUCAUUAGAACCCCAACUGAGGCUGCCUGGGACUCCCCUGAGUCUCAUAUUGGUGUUGCCAAGAAGUUGGAGAAAGAGAUUCCAAACUCUGUCAUCUUGGACCAAUACUCCAACGAAGCAAACCCAGGUGCUCACUACUACGGUACUGGUUUCGAGAUCUGGGAGCAGACAAAAGGUAAGGUGACUCACCUUGUAGCUGGUGCUGGUACUGGAGGUACCAUCAGUGGUAUCUCCAAGUACUUGAAGGAGAAGAACCCAGAUGUGCAAGUGAUUGGUGCUGAUCCUAAGGGUUCUAUUUUGGCUCAGCCAGAAUCUUUGAACGAUUCUACUGAGGGCUACCUCGUUGAGGGUAUCGGAUACGAUUUCAUUCCUGAAGUUUUGAACAGAAAGUUUGUUGAUAAGUGGAUCAAGACUGACGACUCCGAGUCGUUCAAGUUGGCCAGAAGAAUCAUCAGAGAAGAAGGUAUUCUUGUUGGUGGUUCUUCCGGUUCCGCUUUGCAGGCUGUUGCUGAGAUUGCCAAGGAUUUGACUGAAGACGAUACUGUGGUUGUUGUCUUCCCAGACUCCAUCAGAUCAUACUUGUCGAAGUUUGCCGAUGACGAGUGGAUGACCACCAACGGUUUCGAGAUCGAGAGCAACAACUCCGUUGCUGCCAAGACCGACGAUUUCUUUAACAAAAAGACUGUUAAGGACUUGGUGGAAGGUAAGCCUCCUGUGGUUACUGUGACCUUGGCUGAUACCGUUGGAAAGACCUUUGAAUUGUUGCAAAGCAACGGCUUCGACCAAUUGCCAGUAUUGAGUCUGUCUGGCAAGUUGAUCGGUUUGAUCACCUUGUCUAAAAUCUUGAAGUCGUUGUCCACGAACAAGGUGCAGAUGACCAACUCAAUUAGAAGUAUCUUCUUGGAUUUCAGAAAGUUGGCCGACUUUGAGAAGUCUUUCUCUAUCACUAAGGAGUCCGGUUUCACCAAGAAGUCUUACGAAGCCAUCACCUUAGACACUCCAUUGCACUUGUUGAACAAGUUCUUCGAGACACAUUCCAACGCUAUCAUCACUGAUGCCGAGUUGAAGCCUGUCCAGAUUGUCACCAAGGUUGACUUGCUCUCCUACUUGACCAAGAACGUGUCGUACUAA
Molecule: messenger RNA, 1482 nt
Organism: Sungouiella intermedia
Lineage: Eukaryota; Fungi; Ascomycota; Pichiomycetes; Serinales; Metschnikowiaceae
Source: the annotation of a GenBank genome assembly